GGUUUGCAGAAAGAAGAAGAAGAAGAAUCCGGGCCAUUUGACGUCAUUCACUCGUGGUGGCUUUUUUCUGGGAUUUCGCAAAAAAUACUGGCGAUUUUCCCGAAGUAAGUGCUCAAUUGUAUAGUUAAAUGCUAAAGUGAUCGUGCGUGAAGGUAAAAAUCAUGUCGCGCUAUCUGCAGAAGCCGGAAAAUGCGCUCAAAAGAGCGAACGAGUUCAUCGAUGUGGGCAAGCCGGCGCGAGCCCUGGACACGCUCCAGGAGGUGUUCCGCAACAAGAAGUUCACCUACACGAGCUCCGAGUCCAUCAUCGAGCCCAUUAUGUUCAAGUAUUUGGAUCUGUGCGUAGAGCUGAAGAAGUCCCACAUUGCCAAGGAGGGCCUGUUCCAGUACCGGAACAUGUUCCAGCUGGUGAACGUGGGCUCACUGGAGAACGUGAUCAGGGGGUAUCUGAAGAUGGCCGAGGAGCGCACCGAGGCGGCUCAGCAGCAGUCUUCGCAAGCGGUGCUGGAUAUUGACGAUCUGGACAAUUUGGCCACACCGGAGAGCAUUCUCAUGAGCGCCGUGUGUAGCGAAGAUGCCCAAGAUCGCAGCGAUCGCACAAUUCUUCUGCCUUGGGUGAAGUUCCUGUGGGAAUCCUAUUGCCAGUGCUUGGAACUGCUUCGCGUGAACACGCACUGCGAAACGCUCUAUCACGACAUCGCUCGCAUGGCCUUCCAAUUCUGCCUCAAGUACAAUCGCAAGAUGGAGUUCAGGAAGCUGUGCGAGAAGCUGAGGAAGCAUCUCGAGGACAUCUGCAAACCAUCCACGCAGACUAUCGGCGUCAGCAUCUCUAAGCCGGAGACGCAGCAGCUGAACUUGGACACCAGGCUUCAUCAGCUGGACAGCGCUAUUCAGAUGGAACUGUGGCAGGAGGCUUACAAGGCCAUCGAGGACAUCCACGGCCUCAUGAACAUGAGCAAGAAGACGCCCUUGGCCAAGACAAUGGCCAACUAUUACCAGAAACUCGCCAUGGUGUUCUGGAAGGCCGGCAAUCAACUCUUCCACGCCGCUGCUCUGCUCAAGCUCUUCCAAUUGACGCGCGAGAUGAAGAAGAACAUCACACCUGAGGAGCUCCAGCGCAUGGCAUCGCACGUGCUCGUGGCCAUUCUGGCCAUUCCGCUGCCCUCGGCUCAUCCCGAGUUCGAUCGAUUCAUCGAGACGGACAAGAGUCCCAUGGAGAAAGCCCAGAGAUUGGCGGUGCUUCUCACUCUGCAGCAGCCGCCGACGAGGGUGUCUCUGUUGAAGGAAAUGGUGCGUCUCAAUGUUCUGGGCUUGGCGGCUCCGUCACUGCAGGAUCUCCAUCGUUGGCUGGAAGUGGAGUUUGACCCUCUGGCGCUCUGCAAUCGCGUCCAGGCGGUGCUCGAUCAGAUCACGGCCGAUGAGAAUAGUCUGCUGAAGCAGUACGCGCAGGCUGUGCAGGAUGUCACGCUGGUGCGCUUGAUCAGGCAGAUUUCUCAAGUGUACCAGUCGAUAGAGUUCACGCGAUUCCUGGAGCUGGCCAAGUUUGCCGAUGCCUUCUAUCUGGAGCGCAUCCUUGUGGAUUGUGUGCGUCACAAUGACAUGCAGAUUCGAAUUGAUCACAAGAAGAAGUGUGUUCACUUCGGGACGGACUUGAGCGAGAGUCAACGCGAGGAUCGCCAGGAUGGACCGACUCUGCAGUCCAUGCCCAGCGAGCAGGUGCGCUCUCAGCUCGUGAAUAUGUCAAUUGUCCUCCAUCGCGCCAUAGCGACGAUCAAUCCGACCAAGAGGAAGACGGAGUUGGAGAAGUUGCGUGUUCAGAUGGUGGAGAACUACCACAAGAACAAGGUGGCUGAGCACCAGAGCAUUCUCAAGCGUCAGAAGAUCAUUGAGGAUCGCAAGGAGAUCAUCGAGAGGCAGACGAUUGAGCGCGAGGAGGAGCAGCUGAGGCGCCAGGAGGAGAUCAAUCGACAGCAGAAGAUUGCGGAGAUCAAGAGGAUGGAAGCGGAGCAGGAGGAGCGCGAGAGGAAGCGCCAUGCCAAUGAGAUUCAGCAGAUCAAGGAGAGGAAUCUGAAGGAGAAGAUGCAGCAACUUUCUCAGACUGCGACUGGACAGAAGGUGAUGAAGAAGUUGGAUGAGGAGGAGAUCAAGAAGAUGGAUCCUGAGCAAAUUGCCGCCAAGGAGGCGGAGGAGUUGAUUAAGGAGCGUAAGGAGGUUCAGGCGAAGCUCAAGAGCCAAGAGAAACGCGUGGACUACUUCGAGAGGGCGAAGCGCUUGGAGGAGAUUCCCAGAAUCAAGAAGUACUUGUCGGAGAAGCAGGUGCAGGACAAGGAGUUCUGGGAGAAGCAGGAAGCCACUCGUAUUGAGCAGGCGAUCGCCGAGCGGAAGAUGUCAGUGGCUCAGCAGGAGCGCCUGCGGAGGAUGAUCGAGGACAAGGAGCAAUUCCUUGAGACAUUGCGCGUGGAGAGGAACUCGCAGUUCGAUGAGAAGGUCAAGCUGUUCAAUGAGCGCAUGGCGGAAGAGCGCAAGGUUCGUCUGGCGCAGAGAAUUGUGCAGCGUCGCGAGGAGCGUCGCCAAAAUUGGCUGCGGGAGAAGGAGGAAGAGAAGCGUCGUCGUGAGGAGGAGGUGAGGAAGCAGAAGGAGGAGGAGGAGCGCCUGGAGAGGGAACGCAAGGCCAAGGAGGCGGCUGUUGAGGAGGAGAAGCGUCGUCAGCAGUGGGAGAAGCAGAGGGCCAAGGAAUUGGAGGCGGAGCGAAAGAUUCAGGCGGAGAAGGACGCCAUUGCCAAGAGUGUGCAGCAGGAGACUGUGUCCUGGCGCAAUGCCGGAGAGCGCGAACGCGGAGAUCGUGGAGAUCGCGGAGAACGCGGGGAGCGCGGUGAACGCGGAGGAGAACGUGGCGAACGUGGAGAGCGUGGAGAACGCGGAGAGCGUCCAGAGCGUGCAGAACGAGGAGAGCGUCCGGAGCGCUCUGAGCGUCCGGAACGUGCUGAGCGGCCUGAGCGUCCGGCUGAGAGUGAUUGGCGCAGCCCCAGGGAGAGAUUCGACGGCGCUCAGGGGACAGGAGGUCGCGAUCAGUGGCGCCAGAAGCCUGCUGGAAAGGACUCUUCUGGAGAUGGGGAUCGCUGGCGUCGUGGAGGUGAUGGGGAUGGAGAGAGACGCCGUGAGGACAGACCAUUCACGCGCCGGGAGAUUCCUCGUGACCGUGACGACCGUCGGGAUGAUCGCUCUGCGUGGAGACGCGAUGAUCGGGACCGUGGAGAUCGUGGGGGCGAUCGCGGAGAGCGUGGAGAGAUGCGCAGGAAUCAGCCGACCGGAGGAGCAGGAGGCGGUGGUGGUCGUGGUCCUCCGCCCAAGGACAACAUGUGGCGCAGCGAACGCCCACGCCAGGAGCGCGGUGAUCGGGAUCGUGACGACAGGCGUGGCGACGAAAGGCGCGAUGAUAGGCGCGACCGCGGACCGCCGCCGCAGCGGCGGGAGCGCGAAGAGCGUGGCCCCAGGGACGAGAACGAAUGGUCAGAGGUGAAGAGACGCUGAAGGACUUAUUCUGGAAGCGGAGCAGCAUCCUGGACUUCCCGCAAGAGAGGAGAUCUAUAGAAUUAUUCAUAUGCUAUCAUUUUACUACUUGGAAUUAUGUAUUGCGAUUUUCAGCCACUUUUCAGAUUUGAAGAAAUAAAUCAGUAAAUUCAA
Phlebotomus argentipes is the source of this 3683-nucleotide messenger RNA. RefSeq names its product eukaryotic translation initiation factor 3 subunit A (gene eIF3a). Gene Ontology annotation, biological process: formation of cytoplasmic translation initiation complex; translation reinitiation. Gene Ontology annotation, cellular component: eukaryotic translation initiation factor 3 complex, eIF3e; eukaryotic translation initiation factor 3 complex, eIF3m; multi-eIF complex. The record is from RefSeq and is a predicted model, not a curated record. The coding region runs from base 162 to 3530 and encodes 1122 amino acids. The transcript is spliced from 3 exons. Gene Ontology annotation, molecular function: translation initiation factor activity; mRNA binding. Lineage: Eukaryota; Metazoa; Arthropoda; Insecta; Diptera; Psychodidae.